CCUGGAACAUCAACAACUCGAAGCCUCCACCAAAACAACCAUCUCCACCCCAUGAUUACUUGUCGCUCGCUCAUUUCGAACGCCGGACACGGUGCACAUUGUCGUAUAUUUAAAGGUGCAUUGGAAUUAAGCGUGCAUCUUUGGACGUUUAUAAGCCAUGGCGUCUGCUGUGCUAACUCCCGGUCGCAUUAAGCGGCGGGAAAACCAGUUCUUCGAUGUCGGCAUUCAGGGACGGAAAACCGGAAUCACGCUCAAAGACACUGGGAUCCGAGACGAGAAUGGGAUGAUGCCCCUCGAUGGCAUCUUCUCGAGUCCGCAGAAGAGCCCGCCGAAGCAGAUAUUCGAAACCCAGAAUGGGAAACUUGUGAGCGCAUCAGGUGAGAGUAUGCAGAUGAGCUCUGCGCCCGAAGUCACCGAAGUCCUAUCAGCGAGGAGGUUGAUGCAAAGCGGAAAGAAAUUGCUCCCUCCACCAAUGGGUCGAUCGCCGAUCAAGACGUCUCUCGGGUCUUCACCACAACGACUUUCAAUCGCAGCGAACUCGGCAAGGAAGGCAGCCAUGACCCCAACAGGAUCGCUCCGGAAGCCACCGAUACGGAAACUGGACUUUGAUAUGGACGAGCCGAUUGCGAGCAUCGAACGAAGCCCGACAAGGACCAUCAAAAUUGGUAGAUACGAGCCGGAGCAGAGUCCGCUGAUCAGGCGGAAAAGUCAGGCUAGUGUGGCAGAGGACGAAGUUCUACCUCGAAGCAGCCCUGUCCAUAUGAAUGGACUCAAUGAAGAUGACGAGUACACUCUACCACAUUACGGCGACGAUGAUUCUAUCCAGAUGCUGCAUGGGGCGAACCAAUCCUUUGUCCGGGCCGAACAGACCGUGAGUUCGACUCCCGAAAGUCAAAGAAAGGGCGCCGUAAGAAGCAGUAAUAUCUCGAACAUGCCCUCGGAUCCGUUUCAAGAUGCUCCGUCCUCUGGAACACGAAACAAACGAAAGCGCAUUUCCGAUGAGGCCAUUGACCCCUCACUACUUCAGAUGGAACCUUCUGCAGGGCCCAUCGAAGCUAGCCACUACGAUAUCUCCCCUAAGGUACCUAUCGCAGCGCCUCAGGAUCUGCCACCGCCCCAGGAUCUGCCAGAUGCAGAGACACCCGAGCGCUUUACUACGGAUUUCUCGGACGAAGAUGAUUAUGAUCCAACGCUUGCCAACGCAAAGAGCAAGGCUAAGACUCGCCGCAGUACAGCUACCAAUGCAAAUAAAAAACUCCAGAUCUACGAAGAUGACUACGCAGAGGCGGGCGCUGAGGCGUCCGAUAGCAUGCCGCCACCUGCCGCAAAACGGGCCAAAACAUCAAAGAAGCCCGCAGCGCGCGACCCGAAUGCUCGAAUGAACCGCACUGUCUCACGUGGUGCUUCCGCAAAACCGUCCUUCCCACCACCAGCCUAUGCCCGCGAUACCUACUCUCCACCGACCCGUGCACGAACGGGAAGCGUGGCGCGCGGUGCCUCUCGAGGAGCAUCUGCUGCGCCAUCCAAUGGACGAAGUCGCAGUCAUGCGCCACGCACAUUGCAGAUUCUCCGACAAGCCACGCCGUCCGAGGACGACGGUGCAUUGAGGACGCGGAGUGGGCGGACGAGCAUCCAGCCGGUCCACUGGUGGUGUGGCGAGCGGGUGGAUCGCGCGCACGAUGGGUCGAUCAAGGGGGUGACAAGAGUGGAGGAGGCGGAGAUGGAGUUGAAGAAGAAAAAGAAGGCGGCAAAGGGGAAGAAGCUAGGCGCGAAGUCAAGGCCGCCGGCGAAUAGACUUGGGAGUUUAGAAGAAAUUAGGGAAGAGGAGGAGGAGGUCGAGGAGGUCGAGGAAGAGGAAGGGAUGGAAGAAUGGGAGGCGGAGGGAAGGGUGUUGACAGGGCGGGUGAAGUCAUGGGAUUUGGCUAUGAACCCAGAUCUAGAAGGCGAGGACGUGGAGAUGGAGAUCGCCUACGGACGAAACUCCAUCGAACUCAAAGACGUCGCGGGCGCUGACUUCCAAUACGGCAAAUGCAUUGCGCUACCCUUCUUCGGUGCCGGACUCGUCGAUAUCCCGCCCGGUGGCUACAAGAGAGCGAAGAAUUCCCGACGAAUGCAGAUGACAUUCUUCGUACACGAGGGGAAGGUCACCGUGAGUGUUGGGGAUGAAGGCUGCGUCUUUGCUAUCAGCAAAGGCGGCCUUUGGUCGGUUCCACGGGGGAAUACCUAUUCGAUCAAUAACGAUAGUGCGACGCCGGCGAGAAUAUUCUUUGCACAGGGGUGUGAGAUGGUCAUGGAUGAGUAAAGGCGUUUUGAUUAGGUGUUUUGGAUUCUUGUCUCGAUACCAUGACGGAAGGCGUUGAUUGGAAAGGCUAUGUCCCGGAGGAUGAUGAUGAGUUUCAUGAAAGAAUUUCUACUU
Messenger RNA from Eremomyces bilateralis CBS 781.70, 2416 nucleotides. RefSeq lists its product as uncharacterized. Gene Ontology annotation, molecular function: centromeric DNA binding. NCBI's taxonomy places the organism in Eukaryota, Fungi, Ascomycota, Dothideomycetes, Eremomycetales, Eremomycetaceae. Gene Ontology annotation, biological process: spindle attachment to meiosis I kinetochore; attachment of mitotic spindle microtubules to kinetochore; kinetochore assembly. The record is from RefSeq and is a predicted model, not a curated record. Bases 158 to 2302 code for a protein of 714 amino acids. Gene Ontology annotation, cellular component: kinetochore. The transcript is spliced from 5 exons.